AUGGGUAUUCCCGGAUUAAUCAACGCCAUUGGCACAGGGGAGCGAAUCUCUCUAUCCAAACUGGCUGUAACCCACUUGGAGAGAACAGCAAGGCCUAUUCGAGUGGCUGUUGACAUCUCAAUUUGGCUGUUUCAAGUCCAGGCCGGCCGUGGCGGAAAGAACCCUGAGCUGCGGACUUUAUUUUUUCGACUUCUGAAGCUUCUGUCACUGCCAGUUCACCCGCUGUUCGUUUACGAUGGCCAGCAUAAGCCUCCCUUCAAGAGGGGCAAAGCAGUGUCCACCCGCAGCUACGGCAGUGCGCCGAUCAUCCGGCGCUCCAAGGAUCUGAUUGAAAGGUUCCGAUUUCCAUGGCACGAAGCUCCGGGUGAGGCCGAAGCGGAGUGUGCGCGACUGCAACGAGCUGGCAUCGUUGAUGCGGUCAUGAGCAACGAUGUCGAUGCGUUGAUGUUUGGCUCCACGCUGACGAUCAUGAAUUUUUCGAAAGAGAGCGGAACUGGUACAUCUGCAUCAACGCAUGUGACUUGUUAUCGAAUGGGCAAUGAGGGACACAUUUCUAAUGUUCCCUUGGACCGAGCGGGCAUGAUUUUGUUUGCCAUGCUCAGUGGAGGCGAUUAUCUGCCCUCAGGCGUCCCGAAGUGUGGGAGCAAAUUGGCCGCGCAGAUUGCGAAAGCACAAUUUGGCGAUGAUCUGCUGAAGGAAAUAUCGUCCGAAUCGCCCGACCUGGACUCCCGGCUGAACGAAUGGAGGGAACGGUUGCAAUUUGAGCUUGAAGAGAACGAGAGCGGCUGGUUUACGACAAAACACAAAGCUGUGCGAAUCCCGGAGUCUUUUCCUGAUCGAACAAUUCUCAAAUACUACGCAGAGCCUGUGGUGUCAACGAAAGAUGAAAUGACGGCCUUAAGACGUCGUCUGAGACAUGCCUGGGAUUGCGAGAUUGAUCCUAUGGCGAUUCGAAGCUUUGCUGCAGAACACUUCGAGUGGAACUACCGCUCAGGCGCGAGGAAGAUUAUAAAGCUUCUCGCGGAGCCUCUCAUUUCCUACAGACUUCGCCUCCAGAGACCUGUAAAGGGCCUAUGUUCAGGCACUCUUGCUCCCGAUUGUGAUACAUCCUGGAUGCAAAAGGUUCACAAAAGUCGUGCAAAUUUCGGUACAGACGGCACUACCGAGCUUCAAAUGGACAUGCUGCCCAUUGAUGUUGUUGGUAUUGAUCUUCUAGCCGAAGAACCUAACCCACCUCUGCCAUCCCAGGAGACUGUGCCAUCGCAGAACACGCACCUCUCCGGCGAUGAGGAUGACGACCCAGAAGUCGCUGCCGAGGUGCCACCGCCCACACCUUCGAAGUCGCGGGUGACCAAACGGUAUGAUCCGCUUGCAAUUGAGAAGGUCUGGAUCUUCGAGACUGUCGUCAGACUCGGUCUUCCUGAAAUUGCUAAGAAAUGGGACGAUGGGCAGGCCGCCAAAGCUGCCAAAGCGGCCAGGGCAGCUACUCCCAAGCCUAAGAAGCCGGCCGCUCGGCGCGCAGGGCCCAAGAAGAAGGGACCUAUUGAUCCCGGCAUGACGCGGGGGAGUAUCCUGAAAUAUGGAACUCUCACAAAGGAAGGAUCAGAGUUAUCCUCUUCCGCAAAGACCCAGUUGCUGGAAGCAGCUUCUUCUACUAAGCCUGUCAAAGAUCAGCGCUCCCCAUUCCAAAGUAUGACGCCCGUUAAUCCCGAGACGGAUUCCUCUUCUCCGAGUAUGUAUUCACAACAUCAGGCUUCGGAACAGACACCCUUGACAUCACACGAACUGGAUGACUUUAUUGGCACAUUUUCAUCAUUGUGCACAAUGUCAACACCGGCGGCCAAGCGACACCCGGUGAACACCCAGUCAUAUAUGCGAGCCCGAGCCGGCAUUCUGGCAGGUACCGAAGGUGAAGUCGAGGAGGUCACCGCUUCCGUCACCGACCAUGUUGCGUCGUCGCAGACUUUACGAAAAGGCAUCAAAUGCAGCUACUCUGUCUCCAGCGAUGAGACUUCAGCGACCAACGACGAAGUAAGGGAAGAAGAUCUCGCAACAACAUCGCUAGCAUCCAUGGGACUUUAUCACACUCACAAGAAAUCGGUCAAGUGUCCAUCAACGGAGAAAUCGCACGUAAUUGAAGACUUGGAAGAAGCCAUCGGUUCGUUAUCACUGUCAUUGAAGGACGAAAAAGAGACACUUCUGGGUUCGACAGUCCCUUCUUUGCGUCUACCAACUCCAUCGAAGACACAAGACCACAAAUUCCGUGGUAGUCCUUCCAAGGAACUAAAGCACAAAGGUCAUAAUUCUUCCAAGGCAUCUGCAUCUUUCCAAAGCUUUGCCGUGGACACAAAAGGUAUUGAUGCUCUGCCAAGGCAACCAUCCGAACACAUCAUUGUGCCACCGAGCCGGAGUUCUUCCCCAUCAAAGGUUUCCGAGAAGUCAAAGGGCAAGUCGCGAGAAUGCACAAAACAAAAGGGCCAAGAACCGGAGCAAACACCAAGCAUUGGUCAUCUCGAAAACCUCACAAUCUCGAAUGGCUUCUGGAUGAUCGACUCCCUCGCUCAGUCCGAAGACGACUCUACUACCACGAAAGUCGAUGGCGUAAAGCGUGGCCAGAAGAAGUCGGACAACAAGAAGCGCGUUCCUCGCGUCAGUAUUCUUGAUUUGGUCUGA
This is a messenger RNA of Penicillium atrosanguineum, 2673 nucleotides long. Its product is annotated as crossover junction endodeoxyribonuclease. The transcript has 2 exons. Gene Ontology annotation, molecular function: crossover junction DNA endonuclease activity; 5'-flap endonuclease activity. The record is from RefSeq and is a predicted model, not a curated record. Lineage: Eukaryota; Fungi; Ascomycota; Eurotiomycetes; Eurotiales; Aspergillaceae. Bases 1 to 2673 code for a protein of 890 amino acids.